This is a messenger RNA of Populus euphratica (Euphrates poplar), 1787 nucleotides long. RefSeq names its product mannosyltransferase family protein (gene PNT1). The coding region runs from base 165 to 1691 and encodes 508 amino acids. Gene Ontology annotation, biological process: GPI anchor biosynthetic process. The transcript is spliced from 5 exons. The record is from RefSeq and is a predicted model, not a curated record. Gene Ontology annotation, cellular component: glycosylphosphatidylinositol-mannosyltransferase I complex; membrane. NCBI's taxonomy places the organism in Eukaryota, Viridiplantae, Streptophyta, Magnoliopsida, Malpighiales, Salicaceae. Gene Ontology annotation, molecular function: GPI mannosyltransferase activity; alpha-1,4-mannosyltransferase activity.
CACAUGACAGCAGUCCUAACCAGGCUUUCAAGAUCCACACACCACCCAAUGUUAUAGACCUCCCCUGCUAACUUCAGUGACAGCGUACACACCAUUUCUUACCACUCAACUUCUAUAUUUUCCAUCUGACCCCAUAGAUCAUCUUUCUUGUCCUCUAUUUCAGCAUGAAAUGGCUAAAAAUCCGUACCCUGCUUCUCCUCUCAGCCAUUUUUCGUGUUAUUCUAAUUGUGUACGGAGAAUGGCAAGAUACCCACAUGGAAGUUAGGUACACAGAUGUAGAUUACCUUGUAUUUUCUGAUGCUGCUUCAUUAAUGGCUAAUGGUGAAUCUCCUUAUAAAAGAACUACCUAUAGAUACUCACCUUUGCUUGCCUUUUUAUUGACACCCAAUUCUUUUAUUCAUCGUUCUUGGGGCAAAUUCAUCUUCUCUGCUGCAGAUUUAUUCGUGGGGUCAUUUAUUCAGUACAUUUUGAAGAAACGUGAGGUCCCUGAGGAUAUGUGCUUGUAUUCUGUAAUGGCAUGGCUGCUGAAUCCAUUUACCUUCACCAUUGGAACCCGUGGGAACUGCGAGCCUAUCGUGUGUGCCAUGAUUUUAUGGAUCAUUAUCUGUCUUAUCAAUGGUAAUGUGGUCCAAGCUGCAUUCUGGUAUGGAUUGGUUGUCCAUUUCAGGAUUUAUCCUAUAAUCUAUGCUCUUCCUAUAGUUCUGGUUCUUGAUCCGCAUUCCUUCCAAUCUGGUCAGAAGCCAUGUCUUGUGAAUUGGAAAUCUAGUCAAGAUAACGCGUCUCACAGUCGCAAAGAUGUAUCUGAAGUACAUGGUGUAUGGACUGCACUGAAAACCAUAUUUACAAGAGGGAGAAUUAUGUUUGCAAUGAUCUCAGGAUCUGUUUUCAUUCUGUGUACUGGUCUUUUCUUCUAUUUAUACAGAUGGGAGUUUUUAAAUGAGGCGUUGCUGUACCAUCUCACUCGUACAGAUCCAAGACACAAUUUUUCCAUCUAUUUCUAUCAUAUAUAUCUCCAUGUUGAACAUGAAUUUUCAGUAGUGGAGAAGCUCAUCUCUUUUUUGCCCCAAUUGAUAGUGCAGCUGGUUCUUGUUAUUCGCUUUGCUCAAGACCUUCCGUUCUGCCUUUUCUUGCAGACAGUGGCUUUUGUGGCCUUCAAUAAGGUAAUUACCGCACAGUACUUUGUAUGGUUUUUUUGCUUGUUGCCUCUAAUACUACCAUGGAGCAGAAUGAAGCUGAAGUGGGAAGGCUUAAGUUGUGUGCUUCUAUGGAUGGGAGCUCAGACCCAUUGGUUGUUGUGGGGUUAUUUACUUGAAUUUAAGGGGAAAAAUGUUUUCCUCCAGCUUUGGUUGGCAGGCUUAGUGUUUCUGGCUGCCAAUACUUUUCUUCUGAUCAUGUUCAUCCGGCACCACAAAUACUCUCCCGUAUUCAAACAGUCAGGGCGAGCAACUUCAGGGAAUAGAGAUAAAUCCGAAAACAUGAUAAACAGUUUCGUUAGUACUGAGCAAAGUGGAACAAAUUUUCAAUUCAACAGUAAGAGGAGAAAGUACGGAUCAAGCAUGGCAAGAAAAUUUUUGGAGAGAGACGUUGGGAGAAAUAGAGUUUUUAUCCUGGUAUCACACGGCCUUGUAAAUUUUCAAUUUGGACGAAGAACAACUAUUCUUGCUGGACAAGAGAACCGCAUCACAAUAUAAGAAAUUAGAGCACUAUUUUUGUAUUUCAAAUGAUAAAGAUUAGAAGAUCACAUUGAUGAAGAUGUUCUGCAUUAAAGAUCUGGAAAUUGAUGAAGA